This is a messenger RNA of Sipha flava (yellow sugarcane aphid), 2148 nucleotides long. It is a transcript of the gene Not11, whose product is annotated as CCR4-NOT transcription complex subunit 11. Gene Ontology annotation, cellular component: CCR4-NOT complex. The record is from RefSeq and is a predicted model, not a curated record. Gene Ontology annotation, biological process: mRNA catabolic process; negative regulation of translation. The transcript has 9 exons. NCBI's taxonomy places the organism in Eukaryota, Metazoa, Arthropoda, Insecta, Hemiptera, Aphididae. The coding region runs from base 1 to 1398 and encodes 465 amino acids.
AUGUAUCUCUCUGUCAACCAACUGUCUACCCUUAUGAGCAUUCUCAGUGAAGAAACUGUGGAAAAUCAAACUCUUGAAUACCUUGUUUCCCAAUUACAUCAAUAUUUUAAGCGAGAAGAUAAUUUUAAAGUUGGAUGCACUUUACUCAUGUUGAUUCAGCAUUCUGAUUUUCUGCUCAAUCAAACACAAAAAUUUGCUGCAAUAAUAUUAUGUUAUGAACUAUACCGUAAUGAACCAAUUGCAUCAAAUCCUUUAGCACCUGUUUUUAUGCAUCUCUUGCACAAAAAAGUUGGCAAAAAUGAAUAUGUUGGUGAUUUGCCAGUUUUAACUAUGCCUGUUAAAAUAUUUCUCUCCAAUUUAAUAAUGUCUCAAAAUUCUAAAGAAUUGUUACGAAAGUCUGCUAAACAAGUACUGACAGCACGCAGUGAUCCCAGCAAACCUGUAGUUAAUACAGCAACAAUUCUUAAUACCAUCAAGGAUCGUCGAAAAAAUCUCCCUCGAACAGCAAAAAGUUCCCUUCCAGUUAUUAUACCUGAUCCUCAAAAAACUGAAACCAAGGAAGGAGCUAAACAAGUUUUAGAAAUGCUUAUAAGUGGACCUAAAUCUUAUGUAUCACACAACUUCAAACCAGAAAUGAUGCGACUUGUACCUCCAUUGUAUGUUAGCAAAGAUGAAAUAGCUUGGAUAAGCAAGGAUAGCCGAACCAGCCACGUAAUCAUGUAUGAUAAAACAAUGUGUGUUUCUACUAGUGCUGCUACUGAAGCACGUGAACUUAUGACUAAAGCUCUUAAAACGCCAUUAACAUUACAGCAACAGCAACAUCUAUUAGCUGAACUUGUAAAUGAUCCAAAAUUAGUUUAUCAUAUUGGUCUCACGCCUUGUAAAUUACCGGAUUUAGUUGAGAAUAAUCCUUUAAUAGCUAUUGAAGUAUUACUAAAAUUAAUGCAGUCCCAUAGUAUAACAGAUUAUUUCUCUGUCCUAGUCAAUAUGGAAAUGUCUUUACAUUCAAUGGAAGUAGUAAAUCGAUUAACAACAACUGUUGAACUGCCUACUGAAUUUGUACAUUUGUACAUAUCAAAUUGCAUUGUAGCUUGUGAAACUAUAAAGGAUCAGUAUAUGCAAAAUCGACUUGUUCGUUUAGUAUGUGUUUUCUUGCAAUCUCUUAUUAGAAACAAAAUUAUCAACGUGCAGGAAUUAUUUAUUGAAGUUCAAGCUUUUUGUAUUGAUUUCAUUCAAAUACGAGAAGCAUCUGCUCUAUUCCGCCUCUUAAAACAAUUAGAAACCGGAGAUACCUGUAGCAUUGGUAAUAUAGCUGCUGCUGCUGGUAUUACACCAAGUACAAUUGCUGCUGCUGCUAAGGAUAAAGAUAAGGAAAAAAUAGUGCCAAAAGAAAAAUAAAAAUUUUUAAUUUUUAAUAAAUUGAACUUGAUACUUGGAAUAAAAAACCUAUUAAAAUUACUAUUAAUUUUUAUAAUUAGAGAGACUGUUUAGUGGAAAUAUCUUUGAUAUUAUUUUAUAUUUAUAUAACUGUUAGAUCAGAAGGUGUUUGGUAAUUCUGUUUUAAUAUAACAUAAGUAAAGCUAUAAGUUAUACAUUUAAAAUAUUAUUACUAAAUAAUGCUAUUGGAUUUGUUUUAUGGACAACAAAUUUAAACAAUAUUAUCAAUUUUUUAUUAUUAUUUCAUUUAUAUUUGUACUUAUAAGGUAAUGAAAUGAAAUUUCUUGUGUAUGUUAUGCAAAUUUCCUGGUCCAUGUUAAAUGCACUAACAUUACUCUAAAAAAAAAUAUGUAUAUUUUUUGCUGCUUAAGUAUUGAGUAUUUACCUAGUGGGCUUUAUUAAUUCAUAUUUAUUUUGAUACAAACCUGUGUAGCAGUUAUUAAAAAAACUGCUGUUGGCCAUGCUAUUGUUCUGACAACAACCAAACCUGCAAUAUGCAGUGUAGCACUUUGCUUAUCCAUUUGUCAUAAAAAAAAACCUUAGACCGAUGUGACGACAUCUGAUAGGUACAAAUGUUGGACCAUCAUAACGUAAAUUAAACACUUUAUUUCCAUGACAAUAAUAAUUUCAUUUCAUUUUUCUUAAAUUUAUUAUACUGUUAGAUCACAUUUUUUUUUAUCAUUUUCAGCCAUUCGGGUGUGUCAAUUUAUA